Strigops habroptila (Kakapo) is the source of this 4304-nucleotide messenger RNA. It is a transcript of the gene PHACTR2, whose product is annotated as phosphatase and actin regulator 2. The transcript has 13 exons. The record is from RefSeq and is a predicted model, not a curated record. Gene Ontology annotation, biological process: actin cytoskeleton organization. Gene Ontology annotation, molecular function: actin binding. Bases 677 to 2572 code for a protein of 631 amino acids. NCBI's taxonomy places the organism in Eukaryota, Metazoa, Chordata, Aves, Psittaciformes, Psittacidae.
UUCUUACAUUCAGCUGUGAACGGUAUAAUAAUGAAUGUCUCCAGACAAUUAAUACAUUGACAUGCAUUUGCAGAUAAGCACAUGUACUUUGUUUCUCACAAACCAUAGGGAACAUCAGGUGAAGAACUUGUAGGAUUUAAAGCAGAGCCAAAACUAAUGGUUGCAAAUUGUAAUCUAACCUAACACUUUCUCAGCCAUAGAUUCCUCCCCUUUUAUUUUUUUCUCCUUAAAACUUCUGCUGUUGCGUCACUGAUAAAUCACAGCCCUUUGCUUUGUAAUAGAUCCCUUUUUUAUUUAAAGUUUUGCCUUCCUACCCAUUAAAGCUUUACUUAUCAGUGUUACUUUUACUUUUCAGAAACGUAUAUUCAGUAUUAUAAGCUUGAAGUUCUUUUGUUUUCUCCCCAAAGACGUAAAACCCUGGGGGAUUUAAAUAUCUACUUGAUAGGCUUGCACAACCUUAAUCAGCCUAUAAUGGAGCUAAUGGCUGUUUGUCAUCCUUGGAGAUAUAAAUUUCCUGGUGAUGUCUACUGCAGUCAGUGCAUGAAGUAUGCUCUGACUGCCAGCAAGGUCUAAUAACCAGGAGAAGGGCAGCCAGCUUCAUUAGUGAGAGUGAGACUGAGACCGUACCGGCUGCUUUUCUGGGGAACUCUGCUUUUUUGAAUACCGAGGGGGGAAAAUGGAUAAUGCUGUUGAUGGUUUGGAUAAGGCUUCAAUCGCUAACUCGGAUGGACCAGCCCCAGGAUCCCAAACUCCCCCUUUCAAGAGGAAGGGCAAACUCUCCACCAUUGGCAAAAUCUUUAAACCUUGGAAAUGGCGAAAGAAGAAGACUAGUGAGAAAUUCAGAGAAACAUCAGCAGUGUUGGAAAGGAAGAUUUCGACAAGACAAAGCAGAGAGGAGCUGAUAAGAAGGGGAGUGCUGAAGGAAAUGCCAGAGCAAGAUGGUGAUGUAACAGUAAAUUUUGAAACUUCAAAUGGACACACCACAGCCAUUGGUGAAGAAACUAUACAGGAAGAAAAUGUGCUAAAAGCCAGUGGAGAUAAUGGUACUUUAUCAGAGAAAGCAUCAGCAUCAGAAGAUAAAAAAGAAGAUCAAAAAGAGAGCACUACUGAUCACUGCCCAGAAAUACCGGCAUCCCAUGCUCCACCACUACCCAAGCCUAAGCCUAAAUCUAAAAAAGCUCCGCUACCACCAAAAAAUGCUAUUGCUGCUUCCACCACCACCAGCCAUAAGAGUAACGAAGCACCUCAUGCUAAAAAAAAGGGAAAGGCUCCUGCUAAGCAGCCUCCUCUCCCACCACCCAAGCCAACAAGUCACAGUGCAAAUCGAGACACUGCUGGUUCCUCUCAUGUGAAAAAAACGCUAGUGUCCAAGUCCUCUUCAUCACCAUCUCCAUCCACAUCAUCUCAUCCCAAAGCCUCUAAGGAGACUUCUAGCAAAUCGAGCACAUCAGGGACUCCCAGGGGCAAGAAAAAAACUGGGAAACAUUCAGCCCCACGAACAGCGCCGGAUGGAGCUGCUUCUUCCCCCUCAGGUGCUACAGCCAACAGUUUGGAAGUAAAGGCAAAAAAACUCGAGCCUGAGCAACCUUCCAUACUAAUUUCAGGAACAGAGGAUGCAAAGCAAGCAAGCAAGCUUGUUGUCCCCCCUCCUCCCACCUCUGCCCCUCCUCCCCCUCCACUUCCACCUCCUUUUCCUGCUGGAUCUGGUCAGCCCACUGUCUCUUCAGAUGCCCAAGAUGUGCCAGAUGGCUGUGCAGCAGGGCCAGCUGUCCCUGGAUCAGAUCCUAAGCCUCCUCUCCAGACUGAGCAUGGCACAGAUGAGAGCCACGCUCUAGACAGUGGUCCAGAUGCCGGUGGAGGAGACACAAAGAGCUUGGUUACCAAAGAAGACCAAGAAGGGGAGGCACCUGACCAGGCACAUUCUGAGCUGGUGGAGGACGCUUCUGACACUGCUGCUCCUCCUGAGAGUGAAAGUAGCAGAGAGAGCCACAGCAGCGACUCGGACUCAGAUGGGCCGAUACUGUACACAGAUGAUGACGAUGAUGAUGAUAAUGCAAGUGCUGAAAGCUCUUUGGCAAGUAAAAUUCGUCGUAGGGAUACUCUUGCUAUCAAACUUGGCAACAGACCAUCUAAGAAAGAAUUAGAAGACAAAAACAUCUUGCAGCGGACAUCUGAAGAGGAGAGGCAGGAAAUCAGACAUCAGAUUGGAACAAAGCUAGUGAGGAGACUUAGCCAGAGGCCUACAACUGAAGAGCUCGAGCAAAGGAAUAUCCUGAAGCAAAAAAAUGAAGAAGAGGAACAGGAAGCCAAAAGAGAAAUAAAGCGUAAACUCAGUAGAAAGCUCAGCCUGAGGCCUACAGUGGCUGAACUUCAAGCAAGAAGAAUCCUUCGAUUUAACGAGUAUGUGGAGGUCACAGAUUCUCCGGAUUACGACCGUCGUGCUGACAAGCCUUGGGCUAGGUUAACUCCCGCAGACAAGGCAGCAAUACGGAAAGAACUGAAUGAAUUUAAAAGCACAGAAAUGGAAGUACAUGAGGAAAGUCGGCAAUUUACCAGGUUUCAUCGUCCAUAACUGUUGGACCACAUCCUCUAUUUCAUGUAACAAUUUUCUUUGGGGAAAUCGCUGAGUCCUGAAGACCUGAGAUUGCACUGGAAUUUGACUGAGUAUGAGUGUGUGCUACAGCUUACCCUGAGGUUAAUGAAGGAUGUGGCCCUUGUCUUUUUCAAUGGACAAAUGCUUUGCUUAGGAGGAGAACCCACAUGAAGUGUUUGUCAGUGUUAAGACAGACCAUGGUUCUGUGGCUAUGUCACACAGAUGAGUCGGUGGACUUCUUCAUCGGAGCUCCACAAGUCAGGAAGUGCUGAAGACAAUCGCUUGAGAACCUGUCACCAGGAACUCAUCAGACUUCACAGGGUUGUGAAUGAGGGUAACUGAGUGUGAAAAGGACUGAAAGCGUGGGGGAAGACAGGCUUCACUCGUUGGUCUACAAGCAAGAGUGGAACAGAUGGGACUGCUCAACAAUGCACUUGUCCAGUGGGAGAAAUUAUUUUUUAAAAGAAACUGAGAGUGUGAGCAACUGUGCAUGUAUUUUUUUUAGUGGCCGCAGCCUGUCUUAGAAAGACAGCAAGCCACAAGUCCUCAUGUCAUCAAUACUUUAGUGAAGAACUGUAAUUUUCUCUGGUGCCAGUAAAUACAGUUGCCAGAAAUUAGUCCUAGUAUAACUCAGCUGUCUUUUUUAAAAUCCCAAUGAGCAUGCUUCAAGAAAAUACAUUGAACAUUCAUACAGAACAAGUCAUAUAUUUUUGGGGUUUUAAUGUUGACAUACUCCUGAUCCUCAGAAAUCCAUAAACAGGAUUUGAAGGACAAAUAAUGUGACACUAUGAAUGCAAUGAAAUGCUUCAUGUAUAGAAACACUCCUUGCGGUCUGUCACUUGCUGUUCAAACCAGAGGGAUCAUCAUCUUUCUCAACCAUGGCAGGCAGGGGAGACAACUUUGACAUGAUGCUAGUGUGAAUCCAAAAUCAGAAUUUAAAUUAGGCAUAAAAGUCUUUACUAGCAGGCUUGAGCAGUGAUUACUAAUGUAACUUUUUACACUUAAGGACUCUUAGACUGCUUUGAGGAAGACUCCUAGAUGAAUCAAUAUGUCUUCAGCCAGUGGUCCUGUAAAAGUGAAUGGAAAAUCCUUAGCGUGUCUGCAGCCUGUUGUGUUGAGUGUGAAGAAUGCUUCUUAGAUUCAUAAUUUUUUAUACUGUCUUGAAAUUGUACAUGUGAAUACAGUACUAUUAAAAUUAAGUGGUAUGGAGUGUGAAAGGCAAUACAUGGUUUCUGUAAGUUGGCCCAAAGGCCUGUUCAAAAGCCUGUGGCGUUGUUUACACUAAGAAAUUCUCUGUCUUAUAUUAGCACUUAUUUAUCCUUUGAAUUAAUGUACACAGCAUUUGGGGGGGGUCUGGAAUUCACUUAUGCAUACAUUUAAUGCAGUAUUACAAUAUAUUUCCUAUUUAUCCUUUCUAAUGUGUGUACAUAUUACAAUUUAUUUUUGUCUUUCAUGUGCCCUUUUACUUUUUAAUUAUGAAAUGUAAGUAUUUCUUUUCCAGGCAAUAAAAGGUCUGUGUAGAUGUGAUUUUUACCUCAGAAACUACAGUAGAUUCUUGUGGAAUGUUUUCCAUUUAUAAAAUUGAAGAUGGUUGUUUUACAUGUCAGCCUAAAGGCAGGAAGGCAAGUUGGUGGCUAAAAUUAGAUCUCCCCCUUUACUGAUAUUUACAAGACAACCAGGUUUGUAUAAAUGGGGUGGAUUAUUUUAGUAA